AUGGGAUCGGUUGUCAUCAAUCACUCGCGGUCGGAACAGAUUGACAGCUCCUACACCAUGCUGGGAGGCGCCAUCAAUCCCUCGGAAUCCGUGAUUUAUCGCUCUUCGUCGCACGCUCAGCACGCUCAGCACGCUCAGCCACUAUCGUCCCAGUCCAGAUCCUCGUCCGCGACCACCACCCCCACCUCGACCACGGCCCCGCCAUCAACGGGUUCUGCUCGCCUACCAGGACCGCAUGAUGUUGUGCCGGCCUACAUCCACCGUCAAUCUCACUCCAACUCCCUGCCCUCCACGCGGGCGUCUUCCACCACCUCUGGGCCAACCUAUACCCCUCCCCAUCCUUCGGUCUCAAUGAGCUCGAAUACCUCCAGCCAUGCUUCUCAUCGCGACGCUCCCUCCUUCUCCUCCCAUUCCACCCCAUAUAAUAACGAUGACAAUAAUUACGCCCAACAGUUUGGACAUGGCAACCAGAUUGUCACCGACUCGGCGGCGGUCGCGUCCUCCAGCCACGCGUCUCCCUCGUCGCCGCGGUUGAAGCCGACCUUCCAGUCGCUGCGCUCUCUCGGCGGAUCCGAGGCCAGCUCGCCGAGCCGCAUCAAGGUCCGCGAUCUGUCCCACAUUCAGAGCUUUGCGAGCGAGGAAUUCCUCGCGCAGCCGCAGCCGAGCCAGGUCGCUGGGUCCUGGUCGCAGGAGCGCCAGUACGAGAUCAGUUCCAUGCCGGUCACGGAUAUCAUCGAGAUGGUUGCCGGCCUGCUGACCAAGAUCACCUCGACCAACGACAUGCACCACGAGCAGGUGCACCGACACAUCCCACCUCCCGAUAGUACGGCCAAUCUCAGCCCACAGGCCACGAGCGUCCUGGCCUUCCAUGGCAAGAACGUCCCGAGCAUCUCCAUCCUCAGCUAUCUCACCCGCAUCCAUAAAUACUGUCCCACCACCUACGAAGUGUUUCUCAGUCUACUGGUCUACUUCGAUCGCAUGACCGAACUGGUCAACAAGGGACAGCUUGAUCGGCUGCGACAUCGCUGGGGUCGAGGAUCUACCGUUCAGACCGAGGAAUCAUCCCGAUCGGGAAUGUCGGAAUCGAGCUCAACGGGCCAACAGGCACAACCGUCCCCGAUGGUGACCCCGCCGUCGUCGACGGGGAUGCGGGCGCAAGAUCCGAAGAGUCCUUCCUCAAUAUCACCAUCUCUCUAUCCCCAGGAUGAGGAGGAUGGCCUAUCCCAUUUCUUUGUCGUCGACAGUUUUAACAUUCAUCGGCUGGUCAUCGCGGGCGUGACCUGUGCCAGUAAAUUCUUUUCUGAUGUCUUUUAUACUAAUUCUCGAUACGCAAAGGUCGGCGGCCUCCCGCUGGUGGAACUCAACCAUCUCGAGCUCCAAUUCCUCCACCUGAACGACUUCCGCCUCUCCAUCGCCGUCGAAGAACUCGAAGCCUACGGCACCAUGCUCGUGGAAUUCUAUGCCCGCGAGAUCAUCGCCCAGCAGCAACAGCAACAGCAGGCCCAACCCCACCCCAUCAAUCCCUCGGCCUCAGACCCCCACGCGGACACAAUGUAUAUGCGCUCCCACGAGAAACACCGCGCCACGCCCCCAGAGCCCCGACAAACCUCCACCCCGCCAUAG
Molecule: messenger RNA, 1623 nt
Organism: Aspergillus clavatus NRRL 1
Lineage: Eukaryota; Fungi; Ascomycota; Eurotiomycetes; Eurotiales; Aspergillaceae
Product: putative cyclin-dependent protein kinase complex component
Exons: 2
Coding region: 1-1623 (540 amino acids)
Biological process (GO): regulation of cyclin-dependent protein serine/threonine kinase activity
Cellular component (GO): cyclin-dependent protein kinase holoenzyme complex; nucleus
Molecular function (GO): cyclin-dependent protein serine/threonine kinase regulator activity; protein kinase binding
Source: RefSeq, a predicted model, not a curated record